Messenger RNA from Sinocyclocheilus grahami, 420 nucleotides. Its product is annotated as neurogenic locus notch homolog protein 1-like. Gene Ontology annotation, cellular component: plasma membrane; cell surface; signaling receptor complex. Gene Ontology annotation, molecular function: calcium ion binding. The record is from RefSeq and is a predicted model, not a curated record. Gene Ontology annotation, biological process: Notch signaling pathway; axon guidance. NCBI's taxonomy places the organism in Eukaryota, Metazoa, Chordata, Actinopteri, Cypriniformes, Cyprinidae. The transcript is spliced from 3 exons. Bases 7 to 420 code for a protein of 137 amino acids.
GCAGUGAUGGCAAUUCUUCUCUCUCUCUCAGAUCCGUGCAGUAACGGCGGUAUGUGUCAGGACCGUGUGAACGCCUUUGUGUGUGUGUGUUUGGCUGGUUUCCGUGGUGAGCGCUGUGCAGAGGACAUCGACGAGUGUGUGAGCGCCCCCUGCCGAAACAGAGGGAACUGCACCGACUGCGUCAACAGCUACACCUGCAGCUGUUCUGUAGGAUUCAGCGGCAUCAACUGUGAGAUCAACACACCCGACUGCACUGAGAGCUCUUGUUUUAAUGGCGGAACAUGUGUGGACGGCAUAAACUCUUUCUCAUGCGCGUGUUUGCCGGGAUUCACUGGGAAUUACUGCCAGCAUGACGUUAACGAGUGCGACUCGCGGCCGUGUCAAAACGGAGGCACCUGUCAGGAUGGAUACGCGACUUAA